Messenger RNA from Musca vetustissima, 1029 nucleotides. It is a transcript of the gene Marc, whose product is annotated as mitochondrial amidoxime-reducing component 1. Gene Ontology annotation, molecular function: pyridoxal phosphate binding; catalytic activity; molybdenum ion binding. The coding region runs from base 1 to 1029 and encodes 342 amino acids. The record is from RefSeq and is a predicted model, not a curated record. The transcript has 4 exons. NCBI's taxonomy places the organism in Eukaryota, Metazoa, Arthropoda, Insecta, Diptera, Muscidae.
AUGUCAAUUUCUAGCGUCGCAAAUAAUAGAUCCACCGUCUACAUUGGAGCCGGUUUGGGUGUAACGAUGAUAGCGGGAGGCCUAUCAUAUUUAUACUAUAAGUACAUCAAGCGGGAUGUUAUGCCACUGAAGUGGCGCCGCAUUGGUACAUUGGAUCAAAUCAAUAUAUUCCCUGUGAAAUCAUGCGCCCCAUUAAAAUUGUCCGAUAAUGAUGAGGUGUUUUGUGAAACCUUGGGACUGCAGUACAGGGGAGUGCGUGAUCGUGCCCUAAUGCUGAUCAACGAAAACAAUGAAAUGAUAACGGCACGUAUUUACCCAAAAAUGGUUUUGAUACAGGUCAUGGCCAUAGACGAUGCUAAGUUAUGUUUCAACUUUGAUGGCAUGGAAUCUUUGGAAUUGGACUUCAGCAAACUGGUUGAAGAGGCUCCUGGCAAGGACGUUCAUACGUCGGUUUGGGGAACAAAGAUAGAUGCAAUGUUGUGUGGGGAAAAAUACGACAGUUGGUUUUCGCGAUGCAUCCUUCAAAAAGAAUCUGGUUUGCGUUUGGUUUAUUAUCCAUAUCCUAAACCAGUACGCUCCACAAAUGCUCGUAUGGCCAAGGAACCGUUUAUUAAACAGGAAGACUCAGGCACGUUCGGCGAUGCUACCAGUUACAUGUUGAUGAAUUUGGCUUCUGUUGAGGAUUUGAGGGAAAAAAUGAACAAAUUUGUUGAUCCUCUACAGUUUAGGGGCAAUUUUCACUUGCAUAUGGACAAAGACGAACCGUACGCCGAAGACAACUGGCAGUGGAUACGAAUUGGUGAAAAUGCAGUUUUCAGAAUUGUAGCACCAUGCACACGUUGCAUAUUCCCGAACAUAAACGUAACAACUGGAGAGCGGGACCCCAAUGGGGAUCCAUUAAAGACACUGAAAAGUUACCGCAUGUUUAAAAAUUAUGCAAGUCCCGCUCUUGGAGUUCAUCUAGGACUUCGCCGCGCAGGUGUAAUCAAAAACAAUGAUGUGAUUUAUGUCGAAGAUAAUUCACCUUAA